AUGAAAAACUAUUUCAUUUUGAAAACCUUAUGCACAUACAUUUACCUUGCAGGAGGGGGUGAUAUGUGGUUUGAGGAAGGCGAAAUAAGCAAGGGAAAGAGUUUGUUAUACCAGCUUUACUGUUGCAUAUUAUUUUCUAUUUACAUAUCAAUGACUGUAUUGGAAAUUAUAGGUGUUUUCUUUGGUGACAUGCCUAGUGACGAAAGGAGCGAUUGUACCACCUUCGCUGUAAGUCACACUAUAGUUCUCGGAAAAAUGUUUUCAGUCAUCGUGAAUAGAAAGCGAGUCAAAGAAUUGAACAAGAAGUUGGUAGAAAUUUGCAAAGAUCAUGAAGAGGAACAGCGAUUGGCUCAGAAUUAUAGAAUUAUAAGGAUUAAUGUUGUGGCAUACGCGGUGUCUGUCUAUAGCUCGUUUUUUUUCUUUCUUUUUGAAGGGAUUCGGAAGAUGAUGACAGGGUCUCACUUUAUAACAAUAGUAACAUACUGGCCGUUUUACGAAGACAAUUCCGCCAUAGCUGUGUCCUUCAGAUUCUUCACAACACUAGUGUUAGCCGUUAUGAUGGUCACCAUGAUUUGUAUCGACUCCUACGCAAUAGUCAGCCUGAUCAUGUACAAAUACAAGUUCAUGACCUUGAGAUACUAUUUGGAAGGAUUGAGGGGGCAAUUUGAUAGGAAUAAUUGUGCGGGAAAUGAGGAAUAUGCUACUGAGCAGUUGCAUGCUGGAUUGGUUGAAGGAAUCGUGAUGCAUAGUAAUCUUAUAAGGUUAUCAAAAGACAUCGACCGGUGCGUGGGCGCAGUGCUGGCGCUCCAAGUAUGCCUGAGCUCGGGCUCCGCCGUAUCCUUGCUGUUGCAGUUGGCCCUCUCAAAGGACUUGACUCUGGCCGCCCAAAUGAAAAUAAUCCUGUUUGUGGUAGCGUUGUACUUUCUACUCGCACUUUUCCUGUGCAACGCUGGCGAAAUCACUUAUCAGGCAUCUCUACUAUCCGAUUCGAUCUUCUACUGCGGCUGGCACGCGUGCACGACGCGACGCGACGUACGCCGUCUAGUUCUGUUCUCGGUGGCGGCGGCGCAACGACCAAUCGUCAUGAAGGCCUUCAACAUGUUGCAGCUAACUUAUGGUACCUUUAUACAGGUUGUCAGAGGCACAUAUUCGGUCUUCGCCCUGAUUUAUGCUCAAACAAGUCAAUAG
Messenger RNA from Leguminivora glycinivorella, 1188 nucleotides. RefSeq lists its product as uncharacterized. Gene Ontology annotation, cellular component: plasma membrane. Gene Ontology annotation, molecular function: olfactory receptor activity; odorant binding. NCBI's taxonomy places the organism in Eukaryota, Metazoa, Arthropoda, Insecta, Lepidoptera, Tortricidae. Bases 1 to 1188 code for a protein of 395 amino acids. The record is from RefSeq and is a predicted model, not a curated record. The transcript is spliced from 6 exons. Gene Ontology annotation, biological process: sensory perception of smell; detection of chemical stimulus involved in sensory perception of smell.